AACUGUAGUCUUGGACUGUCAUUCGUCUACCAAAAAAUAGCAUCAUUUCGAUUGUUUCGACUCAGCUGCCUGGAAUAAAUUCGAUUUUCUAGUGAAACGAUAUUUUUUAUGCUAGUUAAAUAGUGUAAAAGGUAGAAUAGUGUCUUUGUGCAAAAUACUUUUUUGUCAGCUGCUGAAAUUGCCCCCUGCAAGUCGAGUGCAAACCGGAGUUCGGACGAAAACAAAAUGGAUGCAAUGAGUUUGAGUUUGGACGAGAUCAUCAAGAAAAAAGGAGUCGGAAAGCGACCGGCUGGGAAGAUUGGCAAGGGCAAAAAUUCCGAGACCUUGCCGGGUCGUGCCCGUCUGAACCGAAAGUCCGCGGCCAGUCCGACGAAAAACGGCCGAAAGAAGCUGCUGGGUGGUGGCGGUAUUUCUAAACCGGUCCGGAGUCCGGCUGCUGGAGGAUUAGGGAAACCAAAGCUGGUUGUGGAUGCCCGCAUGAAAAUCAUCGAGAAGAAGCGGUCUCAGAUUCGCGACGCUCGGGACAAGCUAGUCGAGAUCGCUCGGAACAGUGGCGAUGCCCGAUUGAAGCUGUUGAAGCGCAAGGGGAAGCCGCUGCCGGGGAACGGCAUUCUGAAAAAGAGUCCAAGCAAGGUCGGAAAGGGCAAACCAUUCGUUGAUGAAGACGACGACUACGAUAUGGAGGUGGACAUUCGCCGUCCAAUCGGACCGCUGAAGCGAACCGUCCGGAACGAAAUGUUUUCCGUGCCGAGCACAAUGCCACCAUUGCCGACCUUUGGUCGAAGUGUCCGCCCGUCUCCACCUCCGCAAACCUCCUCCUCGACCUGGAACAGUGAUCCGUUCGACUGCUACGAGGUUCACACGUCCCGGCCGAUUCUACAUAAACCUGCCCCGGCCCCCGCACCGCUUCCUAACUACGAUGAUCUUCCGCCGAGGCGCACCCGCACCCGAACGCCUCCACCACCGCCAGUCUACGUUGAGGAUAGACCACAUCUGUCGUCCACGAUGCGGGCUCGUUUGGAGCGUGCACCCAAUCCGAACGAGUCGAUGGGAAUCUUUUCGAAAAUGUCCGCAGAUGACCGGUACCCGGAGAGUCGAACUCAUUACCAUCACGGAGCUCCGCUUUCGCCGUCUCCAUCGCCACCCAUUAGCGGACAUAGGAUCGUCGUAAGCAACCUGCACAGCAGCGUCACACAAAAUGAUAUCAGGGAACUUUUCGAAGACAUAGGCGACCUGCUCGAAUCACGGCUGGUGCGGCCGGGUGUUGCCGAGGUCAUCUAUCGUACCGCCAAGGAUGCCGAAGAAGCCGUUGAUACGUACCACAAUCGUCAGCUGGACGGACUUCCUAUGAAGUGCUUGCUCGUUAAGCCACGAGCUUCAAACAAACCAACUGCGCCGGCCAUUGGCUACUCGAGCUCGUCGAGAUCCCUCAAAUCGUCGUCCUCGCUGGCGUCGAAAAAGUCCCAGGUUGAGAUUGAUAUCGAUGCUCUGCACACGGUUCUCUUCAGACGCGAUCACUAGGCAGAGAGCAA
Culex pipiens pallens (northern house mosquito) is the source of this 1532-nucleotide messenger RNA. RefSeq lists its product as uncharacterized. The transcript is spliced from 3 exons. Bases 226 to 1521 code for a protein of 431 amino acids. Gene Ontology annotation, cellular component: nucleus. Lineage: Eukaryota; Metazoa; Arthropoda; Insecta; Diptera; Culicidae. Gene Ontology annotation, molecular function: mRNA binding. Gene Ontology annotation, biological process: mRNA export from nucleus. The record is from RefSeq and is a predicted model, not a curated record.